Mugil cephalus (flathead mullet) is the source of this 3875-nucleotide messenger RNA. RefSeq names its product FOS like 2, AP-1 transcription factor subunit (gene fosl2). The record is from RefSeq and is a predicted model, not a curated record. Bases 563 to 1624 code for a protein of 353 amino acids. Lineage: Eukaryota; Metazoa; Chordata; Actinopteri; Mugiliformes; Mugilidae. The transcript is spliced from 4 exons. Gene Ontology annotation, molecular function: DNA-binding transcription factor activity, RNA polymerase II-specific; RNA polymerase II cis-regulatory region sequence-specific DNA binding. Gene Ontology annotation, cellular component: nucleus. Gene Ontology annotation, biological process: regulation of transcription by RNA polymerase II.
CAUAGUGCCAUUGAAGUGAGUCAUCUCUAGGAAGUGUGGUGAAAAGGAAAAGAAAAAAGUUAGAACUGUUCCGUGAACAGCAGAGAGCUCAGAUUAGUGUAGUAGGCAAGGCUACGGAAAAUAUUCAGAAGGUUAGAAAGGCAAUAGGCUUUAAAGCGAAUGGUAAACGGCGUGAGUCACUCUUUUAACUACAGGUUCACUUGUCUCUGCUGGACUUGACUGCUGAAGGUGUGCUACUGACUUUAAGUUGGAGUUUGCGCACCUGAAAGGAUAUUUAAUAGACUAUUGUAGGUCUACCUGCGGCUCUUAAGAUCACAAGAAGAGAUAGACUUUACAAGCAGGGCUAAUACACAAGAAAAAAAAACUUGCAAUAUCUAUAAGAUGUUUUAGGUUAGUUUAGAGGAGCAUAAUUGCACUUUGUUUUGCCAACUCUUCUCUGGAUAUCCCAAAUUUACGUCUCGAGUCAGAGGAUUUUUUUUUCUAUCGGUGCCUUAUUACUGCGGGGAUUUUAAGAGGUAUCAGAACUCAAACAGUCUACUGAAAUCUUCCUCUUUCCUGGAUCAUGUACCAGGACUACUCCGUGAACUACGACACCUCGUCCCGCGGCAGCAGCACCUCUCCGGCCCAGCCAGAGUCCUUCACGAGCGGCAGCAGCACGAUCGGAAGUCCGAUCUCUACCUCAAGCUACCAGAAGUACAGGGUUGACAUGCCUGGCUCCAACAGUGCCUUUAUCCCUACAAUCAAUGCAAUCACGACCAGCCAAGACCUGCAGUGGAUGGUGCAGCCCACCGUCAUCACCUCCAUGUCCAACCCUUACUCCCGCUCCCACCCGUACGGCCAUCACCUGACCAAUGGCCCAGGGCUGCUGGGACACAACACACUGGCUCGUCCCGGGGUCAUUCGCUCCAUCGGGGAUGCCAGGGGCCGACGCAAGAGAGACGAACAGCUCACCCCGGAGGAAGAGGAGAAACGGAGGGUGAGACGUGAAAGGAAUAAGUUGGCCGCGGCCAAAUGCCGCAAUCGCAGGCGGGAGCUCACCGAGAUGCUGCAAGGGGAGACAGAGAAGCUGGAGGAGGAGAAAGCAGACCUGCAGAAGGAGAUCGAGAACCUGCAGAAGGAGAAAGACAAGCUGGAGUUCAUGCUGGUUGCUCACAACCCCGUGUGCAAGCUGCCCCACGAGGAGCGCCACCAGCCAUCGGCGCACCAGCAGCAGCAGCAGCAGCAGCAGCAGCAGCAGUGCAACCCGCUCCCACUGACCAUGCGCUCCAGCAUGGGCACGCGGGCUCAGAUGAACCACGUCGUGGUGAAGCAAGAGCCGCAGGAAGGCGACGAUGUGGGCAAGCCUCAGCGCUCCGUCAUCAAGCCCAUUUGCCUGGGCGGCAGCGGUGUGAGUGGUGGGAUGUACUGCCCAGAUGGAGACAGCCUGAAUACGCCAGUGGUGGCGACGUCCACCCCGGCUGCCACACCAAACGCUCCAAGCCUCAUAUUCACCUACCCAAACAUACUGGAGCCCGAGAGCCCCUCGCCCUCUUCUGAGUCUUGCUCCAAGGCCCACCGGCGCAGCAGCAGCAGCGGCGACCAGUCCUCAGACUCCCUCAACUCACCCACCCUCUUGGCCCUCUGAAUGAACUCUCGGCUCGGCUCGGCGGCAGCUGAGAAACGAACACUGUGGUUGAAAGCUGACGCAUGGAUGGACCGCGCGCCCUCCCCUCACCUCCUCCUCCAGUGUCUGUAAAGGCCCAAGAGCACAUUCAAGAGUCCAGACCAAGCUGACCAUGUGAGCCGUUUCCCCCGUCUAGAGGGAGACCCACAAGGGCUACGCCGUGUGUUUCUUCUCGUUCUGCUUCAGUGUAAAAUUUUCUAAUUGUCAAAGUAUGUGCAUCAACCCUAAAAAGAAUCACCCCUCCGCCAUUUCAGUCUCGACUUGUUUACUGGGCAGACAGUUCUGAAGACAGACAUGCAUAAACGUGGCAAAUGUGAGUUGAUGUGACUAUGACCAGAGAGCGCGUUCUUAAUAUGUAUUUUUUGAAAAUGUUUAAAAAGCCAUGUGGCCAACACUUGCACUCUGCCAAGACGAAUCAAUAAGUCAAUCACUAAACGAGGUCAGCACUCUACUGGAAUUUGAGGAGAGAAAGAGACAAUGAGCAAGGACUUCCUCUCAUCUUUUAUUUUCCAUUUAGACUUGUCCUUUCGUAACUUGGAGCUUGAUUCAGGAUAGCUUCUAAGAGUGUGUACACAUUUCCAAUGUUAUUUCCAUUGUGUUUAUGGCCUGUGUGGAUUAAAUUUUACAAAGUAUUUCUGUUGACACAGCCCUCUCCUUUAAUCUGCCUGUAGAAAAAGCGACCGGGUCACCCGCAGUGUGACCUAAGCACUCCUCAGUGUUGCAAGGGAUACGAGCCAACUUUCAAUCAAUGACUAGUUCCUCAAUACUCUAUACUUUCUAUUUUGCCAUAGUGGCUUGACUUUACAGUAGUAUUGGUGUGCUUUUCCUCAGUGAUUCUGUACCUGAACUUUACAACCUGUUUUUUGACAAAGUGUAUGUGAUUUACAUUGAUGUCAGGGAUAUCUCUCAUGUGUAGUAGAACCCCAUUGUGAAGAGCGUUGCAGUGCUGCUGGCUGUCGAAUGGUCUAGCCAAAGUGUUGCAGUGGUGGUACUAUAUGUGAAGUAUGGGAAGGGGGUGAUAAACGCCAUCGCCUCGUUGUGUCACGUCAGGAGAGGUUUGUCUUUUUGCUCAGACAUUUCAAGAAGUUUGAACAAAACCCUCCUCCUCCUGCUGGAUUCUGUACUUUGUUUCGUACAUCCUCUAAACAAAGGUCUUACCUUUUUCAACACUGCCUCUCGGGGAGGGGAGGGAAGGCGGGGGGCAGGUCAGGUUUCAAAAAGCCAAAAAGGUUUGUAUGACACAUGUAAUCCUGUAAUUCGUCCGUCUCUGUCUAAAAGGAGGGAUUUUGCUCAAAUUUGAAAAACGCCACUGUGGUCUAGACAGUCGCCAGCUGCCAAUGAUGUCAACCGUGUUUAUACUGUGUUUGUAAAUCUGUCACUUUUAGUAAAGAAAUGUGUAAUUCAACUCAGAUGCGCUGACUUAUGGGUGUAUGAACACAUGGCAACUUCAAGGUACUCGGUUAGAAUUUUACUGGCUUGGAAAAAAAAAAAAGGGCCAGACACAGUUCACUUUCUAACAGUAAGGAAGGGAUAGGAAGACUCUCUCUACAGCUGGCCUGACAUGAAAGAGUGGACACCUUGAGUUCUAUGAAGAACUUUCUGUCAUUAUUUUUACAUGUUAAAGGGAUGAGGGUUUUAAAUACCAUGCACUGAGAAAGACAGAACAGCGAUAUCUGAGACUUUUUUUUUUUUUUUGGUUUUGUUUACUUCAGACAUUCCUAAUGAAUAUAAUGUCAGGGGUUAAAGGAGGGUGCAGUCUUUGCUGGAACCCUUUUUGUUAACGCAGGAAUAUAAAGUGGGGUUGGAAGACUUUUGUUGCGCUGGAUGCAGAAAACAGACUUUACAAUCCGGGCUGCUGCUACCGUUUGGAAAGAACAUGUCGGCUCUUUACCUUUCCACGGUUGAGUUUGACGUCACUGGUUGUUUAUAUCAUGGAAACUGACGGGAUCUUCAAUCCUGUAUGACAGCACAAGGAGGCGAAACGAUAACCAAAAACAUAUCCGUUUGUUGAAAUAUCCUGGAACCCCUCGACACACAUAGGAAAGCCAUUGACUGUAGAUCUACUGUCUGUCGCCUGUUUUCAACUACUAUUACUUAUUUUCAAAAUGCUUUAACUGUUCAAAAUGAUUCAAAAUGACUAAAAACAGCAAUAUGUAUAGCAGUGUUUGUUAAUUUAAAAGAAUAAUAAUAAAAAAUCAUUUUCAACUUGGAA